AUGAGUGAGAAGGAGAGACAGUCGGGCGACGGCGAGGUGGAAAGGCCAGCAGAGCCCGUUCUGCCGACCGUGAAUCCAGCAGCCGAAAGGUCGGAACCACCAAAGACCGGCCUACACCCAGCAGUCUACAUCGCCACUUGGAUCUCGCUCUCUUCCAGCGUAAUCAUCUUCAACAAGUGGAUUCUUGAUACCGCCAAAUUCCACUACCCAAUCGUUCUCACAACAUGGCAUCUGGCCUUUGCCACGCUGAUGACCCAGAUCCUGGCCCGAUUCACGCACGUCUUGGACUCGCGCAAGAAGGUGCCAAUGACGGGGAGGAUAUACCUACGAGCCAUUGUGCCAAUUGGCCUCAUGUUCUCGCUAUCGCUGAUCUGCGGUAACUUGACCUACCUCUAUCUCUCCGUCUCGUUCAUUCAAAUGCUCAAGGCCACCACUCCAGUCGCAGUCCUGAUCGCAUCAUGGAUCUUUGGAGUCGCUCCUCCAUCAUUGAAGACAUUAGGCAAUGUCUCCUUCAUUGUCUUCGGUGUGAUCAUUGCCUCCUACGGCGAGAUCCAAUUCAACAUGACUGGGUUCCUCUACCAACUCGGAGGCAUCGUCUUCGAAGCCACACGUCUUGUCAUGGUCCAGCGCCUGCUCUCCAGCGCCGAGUUCAAGAUGGACCCGCUAGUCUCUCUCUACUACUUUGCGCCAGCCUGCGCACUCAUGAACGCUCUGGUCGCAUUGCUAUUCGAAGUCCCAAACAUGACACUGGCCGACGUUGAGAAUGUGGGCUACUUCAUUCUCCUCGCGAACGCCAUGAUUGCAUUCCUGCUCAAUGUCUCGGUCGUGUUCCUGAUCGGCAAGACUUCGUCACUCGUCAUGACCCUCUCCGGUGUCCUCAAGGACAUUCUCCUCGUCGGCGCCUCGAUGCUCAUUUUCCGCGACCCAGUCUCCGGACUUCAGGCAUUCGGCUAUUCCAUUGCUCUUGGCGGUCUCGUGUACUACAAGCUCGGUUCUGAUAAGCUGAAGGAGCACAUGGGUCAGGCACAGAGAGCUUGGGCAGAGUACGGAGUCCGACACCCUGCACUUCGAAAAGUGCUCGUCUUCGGCCUUGUCCUCGUAACCUUCUUCCUCCUGCUUGGCGGCAUCUCGUCGAGCGGAUACGUGCCGGAACAAUACAGCGCAAGCAGUCUCGGAAAGGCAGCUUCAGACAGAUUUGCGCAAGGUUGGAGUGGCAAGACCAACGGCUCAUGA
Molecule: messenger RNA, 1233 nt
Organism: Pseudocercospora fijiensis CIRAD86
Lineage: Eukaryota; Fungi; Ascomycota; Dothideomycetes; Mycosphaerellales; Mycosphaerellaceae
Exons: 3
Coding region: 1-1233 (410 amino acids)
Cellular component (GO): Golgi apparatus; endosome; trans-Golgi network
Molecular function (GO): antiporter activity
Source: RefSeq, a predicted model, not a curated record